Messenger RNA from Haplochromis burtoni (Burton's mouthbrooder), 5720 nucleotides. It is a transcript of the gene ctdsplb, whose product is annotated as CTD (carboxy-terminal domain, RNA polymerase II, polypeptide A) small phosphatase-like b. Lineage: Eukaryota; Metazoa; Chordata; Actinopteri; Cichliformes; Cichlidae. The record is from RefSeq and is a predicted model, not a curated record. The transcript has 8 exons. The coding region runs from base 838 to 1668 and encodes 276 amino acids. Gene Ontology annotation, molecular function: RNA polymerase II CTD heptapeptide repeat phosphatase activity.
GGGAGCAGUGUUAAAUCGAUAGCUUAGUGUCACUAUAAACGGCCCCAUUAAGCAUAUUCUGUUUGGGAGAGUUUUCCCCCCAAAUGCUAAUAGUAAAGAGUCUGUUGCCUGCGGACAUCAGUAAUUACAGCCCAAGAAAGCCGCGUCCAGCCAGCUGCAUGGUUUGAGCAAUGUAGUGCGGCGAGUUUGUGCUGCCUGCCUGAGAGAAUCCAUCACAGAAACAAACCGCCCCCUCCCACUCACGGUGCCCCCGCUUCAGAUGCAACUCAAAAUACAUAAAGCCUCCAUGUUGCACAGGGAAUGUAGGGCCAGCACAUAUGAACCGACUGCCUAAAAGUGUCUGGUAACUUUAACGCCGAACAACCUGCGGUCGUUGCAUUUUUUUUGAACUAGAACAACCAUCUGGGCUUCCAAGUAUUUUCAGCGGUGCUCCAGACACGGCCUCGCAUUUUGGAUAAUCGAAGGUUUGCGGCUAACUCGCUAACCUAAGCUACUUGCUAACUUCAGUUAGUUAGCAAUUUCAGCUUCUUUUCUAUUUAUUUGUUUUUUAUAGUCACGCACGCUCCUCGUGUUGCCCACAAACAUAGUUGUUUGUAGCGAUGGUAGUUUUCGGAAAGCCAUAAAUGACAGACAUUAUCUGGCUUCCAUUCACCACUGUGCUAGCUGGCUGGCUACCACCGCUGCCACAACCCCUUCGCCUCGGACGCUUUCCUGGCUUCGUGGGCUAGCUGGUUACCUUCAUCUUAAACAGCUAGCUAACAGUAGCUAGCAAAGGAAGCAAGCGCGCUUGUACUAUUGACAUUGUGGGAACUAAAACAGGAAUAACCAAUCGUCUAAAUGGACCACAUGUCCAUAAUAACCCAAGUUUCUAACCCCAAGGAGGAGGAAAUAAUAUCAUUUAACCAGGAAAAAGCGUCCCAGUCAAACAGCAGCCUAAAGAAGCAGAGGAGCCGAGGCAUCUUCAGCACGUUUUUCUGCUGCUUCCGCAACUACAAUGUGGACUCUCCAGCCACCAACACCAACGCCAGCUCCCCGCCUCCACCAGUUGAGGAGAACGGAUCGCCUCCCAAGUGUGACCAGGUCGAGGUCAUCCCUGUCCCUAGUCCGCCAGCCAAAUACCUCCUACCAGAGAUGAAAAUAUCUGACUAUGGCAAAAAGUGUGUGGUGAUUGACUUGGAUGAAACACUUGUCCACAGUUCAUUUAAGCCUAUCAGCAACGCUGAUUUCAUUGUCCCAGUAGAGAUCGAUGGUACAGUUCAUCAGGUGUAUGUGCUGAAAAGACCACACGUGGAUGAGUUUCUUCAAAAGAUGGGAGAACUAUUUGAAUGUGUGCUCUUCACAGCCAGUCUUGCCAAGUAUGCAGACCCUGUGGCAGACCUGCUAGACCAGUGGGGCGUGUUUCAAGCGCGGCUCUUCAGAGAAUCCUGUGUUUUUCACCGAGGCAACUACGUCAAAGAUCUUAGCCGGCUGGGGCGAGAACUCCACAAUGUUAUCAUUGUUGAUAAUUCACCUGCUUCUUAUAUUUUCCAUCCAGAAAAUGCUGUCCCAGUUCAGUCCUGGUUUGACGAUAUGAAUGACACAGAACUCCUGGACCUGCUGCCUUUCUUUGAGGGACUCAGCAAAGAAGAAGAGGUUUACGGAGUCCUGCAGAAUCUAAGGAGCAGGUAGCAGGACAGCCCACACUACCGCCUGUGCCCACCAGUCUCCUGUAUUGAUCUCUGUUCCUUUCUACGACCGUAUCUCUCAGACUUGGGCAGAUCCUCCCACACUAAGGGGACGCCUUGGAGUCUCACUGUGGAAAACAUCAUAACCCUGUCUCUGAUCUCAUCUCCUGGCGACCGGCUGCCUUCUGAGUGCCAUCAGAAAAACAAAAACAUUCAAAAUCCCAGGAGCACUGUGUCUCACAAAAAUAAUAAAAACCACACCAGAAAGUAUGUAGAGUGUCCUAAGCUGAUAAUAUCGGGGACAAAAUACUAAGAGGAACGAACUUUAAUCUUUAUUUUCAAAUCAACCAAGUUUUACUAUUUGGUGAAGUGCUUAUUUUAAACGCAAGGAAAAAAGAAAAAAAAAAAAAACGACAACAAAAACAACUUUUUGUCUGAGACUUCUUUUGUGGUACCACACAAAAGUCUGAAAAGAUUUUGUCCUCAUAUUGUUGCUAUGCAGGCAAUUUCUGGUAGUAGAAAGGACUGUGAUUCUCUUUUCAUACUUAAUGAAGUGCCUUGUGUGACUGUUGUUUAUAUGGGGAGAUAUUUUCUACAUGGCAUAUUUCCAGAGUACUCUGGUCUUUUCACAUACAGAUAUGCUUUAAAGUGGACACACAAAUAUCUUUAUAUGAAAGUUUGAAUUCACUAUUUUGUUUUUUUUGGUCAUCAAACGCUGGGCAGUUGUCUCAUAGUGUUCUUCUGUUUUCCCAGUAAGCUUGUGCCAUUAUAUAGAUGUGACUUUGUUUCUUUCAGCUUUCAUUAUAAGUAGAAAUGGUUGAUUUUGUUUUAGGAAACGGAGGAUGUAUGCAGUUGCGACAUUCACGCCCCACCUGCAGCAAGUCCAGUAGUUCUUUGCGCUUGAUAAUUUCAUCUGAAAGCUCGGCUAAAAAUGUGCCAUUUCCUUGUCUUUUUUUUUUUUUUUUUAUAAUUUGCCAAAUAAGGAACUUUUCUUUCUUUUCUUUUUUUUUAUUUUUUAAACAGGCUUCAUAUCCGUACCAGGGUUGAGCUACAACUGUUAGUCUAUUAGUUGUAAGAAUAACAUGAUAGGUUUUAUUAUUUUGACAAAUAGAUGUCAAAUUUGUUUGUUUUAAUAUUACAAGAUCAGAUGGCUAGCUUUUAAUCACUUAAAAAAAAAAAAAAAGCUUUUGUGUGUGUGCAUGCACACAAGUGGUGCAGCUUCACCCUUAGAGGGCAGAACUUCCUCUGAAAUUGUACACAUUUGCAAAGGUGUUCUUUAGUGUUUUUAAACUGGUCCAGGAUCUUACAGCAAAUAGGUUGAGUGCCAUGUUUUCAGUUUUUCCAUGUCAUCAGUGUCUUUACAGAAUAGGGUUGAGUGUCAGAGUCUGGACAGUGUUUAAAUCACACCAUUCCCCUGAUGUACAGUGGUGGCCUGCCCUUGUCCAGCCCUCGUAAUUAAAAAAAAAAAAAAAAAAUCGAAUGGAAAUGCCACCUGUGGCGUUUAUUUUCCCAGACUCCUUUUUUCCCCUUCCUUUUUUAAACUGCUCUUCACCUCAGUGCCUACAUAUGAGAGGAGCCCAGCAAACCGAAUGCUGCAACAUUAGCUUCCAUGGCAAUAACCGCUUUUAUUUUGGAGGGGGAGGGUGGUUUGGGCACUUGGGUUAGAGCACUUGAAUAAAUUAACCAGUGAGGGUUUGUUAAAGUAAGACCACUGUAACAUUCACUGUCCACAUGAGUGGAUCCAGAAACCGGACAUCCAUAUAAUAUUUAGAUCUACUAGUUUGUUUUUUGAUCUGGUGACAUGUAAGUGUUGCAGUGCUGAAACAACUUGAAUUUUGAUUGGUUUAUCUCAGAAACGGUAGCCAAACGUGGUUACCUGUGUCUCUAUAGUAAGAAACCCCUGUUGUGGAGCAAAAGGACGCCUUCCAAGCCUGCAGAUGGGUGCUCAGUCCGGGCCCAUCCAGACAGCCCCCUCCUCCAAAAACAAUGUUUGGGUCCAGCUCUAAAUGAAACACUACUGGGGCACUGCAUCAGGACUGUGAACAACCUCAUCAUGGCAUUAAUGCCUUACUGCCUGUGGAGGCACAAAGCAAUGUUUCUUCAUUAUUUCCAAGGUUACACCUCCCUGUUUUAGCAUCAUCUCUCUAGUAUUUUCUUAUGGAGUGCGAAAAGUGAUCAGCCAUAUAUGUAGAGCAUAUUUGGCUCUGGUGGGUUGUGUAACAGUAAAAUGGAGCAUGUGAAAAGCUCUAUGGUGCCAUCUAGGGAUUGUUUGCCUCCAACAAACCUUUACUGCUUGGUUUGUGGGUCAUGGGGUUUAUAUUUAAGAGACACUAAUAAUUUCCAACUUUAUGCCCCCAGUUAAAAAGGCUGCUGCUCCUUCAGACAUUUUCAUUCUCUUCGCAUAAGCAUUUGUGUUGCGAGUGUGCAGCUCACGAUGGUUUCAGUGCAAUGUUUUUGUUUUUAAAUAAGGAGCGUUUGGUCUUCUCAACCUCUCAAUGAUGACCUUUCUCUGAAAAUGUUGUUUGUAUCAUUGUGAUAUAUUUUUCUACCUACAUGUUGUCAGUAUUUGGGUUUGAAAAGUUGCAUAUUACCCAUUAUAUCCAGCUUUUUGUUCCUAUAUCCUUUCAGAUCGGUAUUUUCCUGCUCUCUUGCCUUUGGUAAGAAAAAUAAGUCAGGUCUCGUCCCACCUAUCGGGACGAUUGUGAGCAUGUGUGUGUGUGUGUGUAUGUUCGUUCAUGUGUGCUGCCUUUCACUUUUCCUUUUGUCACUUCACUCAUAAUCACAUUCUUCAUUUUGUAUUAAGUUAACACCAAAGUUCUAAAACACUUGAUUUUAUUUUAUUUCCUCACUUUUUUUUUUCCUACUUUGGCAGCAUGUCAUUCUGAGCAUCACCUUCUCCCCCUUUAUUUUCUUUAAUAAAUGGCUUCAUUGAAACAAUUUUGUCAUGUCUUUUUUUUUUUUUCUUCUUUUCUUCCUCUGCCCCCUGUCACACAUCUGCUGUGGUUCAUGAAUUAAGGCCAAAGAUCCUCACUUCAGUCUGGUGUGAUUGCGGUUUCCACCAUCUCUGAUGUACCUCAUAUGGUAUGUUUACUGAAAGUUGAGAGAGAAUGUCACAGUUUUCUGUCUUUUACAGUCGACCUGAUUUCUUUUUACCGUUCCUUUCAGACAUGUCACAAUAAAAGCACAUUUUUUGGAGGAUUGUUGCCUGUCUUCUGUCAUCAGACUAACACCAUCUGUUUCUGUUUUGUCUUAGUGAGCUGGCAGCGGUGGGUUCAUGUUUUCUUAUAACAAGCUGAAAGAUGGUAACGGCGUGAUUAACCUUUGGGCUCUGCUAACCUUGUUUAGGUACUACAUGGUUAACUCAGUUUGUUUGGUAGUGUACGGUGGAUAUUUAGAGCUUUGACUAACAAAACUGCCAGUCUGGCAACAACCAAACGCUCUUGUGAAGCUGAUGACGGUGGAAAGGAUAGCUGUCUGUUGGAAGAAGCCCUGCGAUGCGUUUUUGUACAAACUAUUUUUGAGCAACUUUACACAAUUAAGAUGUAAAAUAACUCCUAAAGGUUUUCAUUCAACAGGAGCUCUCAGUUUGUGUGCAUCGUUGCUGUGACUGUUUACAUAGGGUGUAUCCAAAGUUCACAAGGUAGUUUCCUUCUAGGGAAAGGCAGAUGUGGCUCACUGCAAACUGGUUUCUAGUAUUGUUUGCAUAAAAUUAAAUAGUUCAUGAAGAUGUUUCAGCCGGAGACUGGUAUAUACAGGUAUCGUCGCUGUCACAGAGUCGGGAGAUUGGGGAGGUUUAUAAGGACUAUAAUGCUGCAUCAUUCAUUGUGGCUCCACUGGAUGAGGACUGUUAAGUCAUAGAUGAAUACAGUGCUUGAUGAUGAUUGUGUUUAACAUUUUUAUGUGUUCAUAUUGAUUUACAAAAAGAGGCAAAGUCAAGAUGUUACAUGAGAAAUCAUAAUGGAUGACUAAAAUUACUGAUGAAAACAGACUAUAGCUUUCACAUUGGCCUGUGCGUCUCUAAAAGUCAAAAUUGUCAUUUGGAUGAAAAGGUUUUUU